Messenger RNA from Drosophila eugracilis, 511 nucleotides. RefSeq lists its product as uncharacterized. The record is from RefSeq and is a predicted model, not a curated record. NCBI's taxonomy places the organism in Eukaryota, Metazoa, Arthropoda, Insecta, Diptera, Drosophilidae.
CUGCCUGUUUGCCGUUUGCCUUUCUGUUUUUCUGUUUUCUGUUUUCUGCCCAGCGGACCAAAGAGAAGCCGAGCGGAUCGCUUUGGAUCGCAGAGCAAUAAAAAUAAAAGCAGAGCAAUCGACACUGGGGGAGGGGGUGGAAAAAGUUUGGCGCGCUUUGGCGCUCGUUUGCAUACAUGUUCGUAAUAGAGUGAUUGUCCAAAAUGGUGUCUUCGAGGUACAUCCUACUAUUCCUGGCCCUAAACUAUCUUCUGGAUGACACUGCUGCUGUGACCUGCGAUGUGGCUCCCACAGAUGCCGCCUGCAUAAACUGUCGUGUAUAUCCCACCCAUAUCGAGUGUUUGCAGAGGCUUUGGUCGGCAACCACAACUGCAGCUCCUCCAACGACGUCCACCACCAGGAGAUCCCGAAUUGGCAAAAUCCGCAAUUUCUUUAGCAACUUCUUCACGCGAGUUAGAAGUAAAAGUUGGUUCUAAAAAAUCAGCAAAUGUAAAGAUUUUAAAUAAAAGAU